Momordica charantia (bitter melon) is the source of this 1971-nucleotide messenger RNA. RefSeq names its product Protein kinase superfamily protein. The record is from RefSeq and is a predicted model, not a curated record. Gene Ontology annotation, biological process: protein phosphorylation. Gene Ontology annotation, molecular function: protein kinase activity; ATP binding. NCBI's taxonomy places the organism in Eukaryota, Viridiplantae, Streptophyta, Magnoliopsida, Cucurbitales, Cucurbitaceae.
UUAAUUGCGGUCCGCCCACCCAAAAAGAAAAAAAAAAUUAAUACUAUUCUUCAAAGUUCACAGUUCUUACCGGAAACAGAUUCACAGAAGAUUUGAAAUGUGAAUCCGUUCUGUUUACGGAAACCUGGAGAGCAAUUUCCAUGGAGGAUAAGAAAGCCAACAUAAUUGCUCUUUCCUUAGUCAUCAUCCUAAUCCUUAUCGUCAUUCUUGCUCGAGUUUUCCUGAAACUUUCCAACGCUUUCUUCCUUAUUUGCGGGAUCGAUGUGUCCGUCACCGCCGCUAUCUUGGUGUAUAUGGUGAUCAGAAUGCGAUUCAACCGGAGAAGAAAACAGCUCGAAUCGCAGCUGGUUUCCGAAGGUCGAGAGCUUCGGAUCGAGUACAGUUUCUUAAGGAAGGUCGCCGGAGUUCCCACCAAGUUCCGCUACAAAGAGCUCGAGGAAGCCACCGAUUAUUUUAGGGCUUUGAUAGGGCGGGGAUCGUCCGGUUCAGUCUUCAGAGGAGUCCUCAAAGACGGCACUGCCGUCGCCGUGAAGCGGAUCGAGGGAGAGAAUCAAGGAGAGAAAGAGUUCCGAGCGGAGGUCGCCGCCAUUGCGAGCGUUCAGCACAUAAAUCUCGUUCGUCUAAUUGGCUACUGUACCAAUUCAUCCGGACCACGAUUUCUCGUCUACGAAUUCGUUCCGAACGGAUCCUUGGAUUGCUGGAUUUUCCCCAAGAAAUCGGAAUACAAGAAUCGGAAUCGCCCCGGCGGUUGCUUGGCUUGGGAUCUGAGAUACAGAGUCGCCAUUGAUGUCGCCAAAGCCCUAGCCUACCUUCACCACGAUUGCCGGUCAAGAAUCUUGCACCUCGAUGUCAAGCCCGAAAACAUCCUUCUCGACGAAAAUUACCGAGCGAUUGUUUCCGAUUUCGGACUCUCGAAGCUAAUGGGGAAAGAUGAGAGCAGAGUAGUCACAUCAGUGAGAGGGACGCAGGGGUAUUUGGCUCCGGAAUGGCUGUUGGAGAACGGAAUUUCAGAGAAAUCGGACAUCUACAGCUACGGAAUGGUUCUUCUGGAACUAGUCGGAGGGCAGAGGAACGUGAGCGUAGUUGAAAAUGGCGAGGACAGAUCUAAAAGGAAAUGGCAAUAUUUCCCCAGAAUCGUGAGCGCGAAGAUGAAGGAAGGGAAACUUAUGGAGGCUGUGGAUCCGAGACUGGUAGAAACCGGAGCGAUCGACGAGAGAGAGGUGCGGAAACUGGUUUGCGUGGCUUUUUGGUGCAUCCAAGAGAAGGCGAGGCUGCGGCCGACCAUGGCGGCGGUGGUGGAUAUGCUCGAAGGCCGCGUCCCGACGGAGGACCCGCCGGACACUCAAAUGCUCGUCGUUGAUUUGUUGUCCAUAGACGAAGAGACGAUGAACAGUCACGAGAAGUUGAAGGUCGUCGGGAUCGGGGAACGGAUGAACGACAGAGAUCUUCCUUCGUCGUCGACGGCGACGUACUCGUACGCGUUUUCGGUACUCUCCGCCCGGUGAGGUACGGCUGUGGCGACGGCGUCCGGCCGUCGCUCUCCCUUUGACUUUGCUGCCCUACCCAUGGUACCAGAAUUGCACACGUCGACUUCCUUUUCUUUUUUCUUCUCGACUUAUUUCUUUUUUCGGCAUUUUUUUUGACAUUUAAUCAACGAAAUAUAAUGUUUUUUUUUUCAAAGUCUACAUUUUCAAUGAUGUAAACUAACAAUUGCAUUUUGAAGGGAAAACAAAACAUUCUGUUUUACUACCAAAAUAUUUGUUCUUUGUUAAUAUUAGAAUUCAAGUAACCAGUGAACUUUACAAAAUGUUGAAUAUAAAAAAAUAUAAGAUACAAACUUAUGUAAUCUUUUCCAAUUUAUUAGACAUUUAUCUAUGCAUAAAAUGUAAUCCUUUGGAUUUGUAAAGUAAAUCUUCCUGAGGAGUCGGGAAAAAAAGAAAAAAAAAAAACGAAAAAGUUCAAUUUUUGUCA